AUCGGGGAAGGCAGAGGCUCCCUGGCAUUGUUGGCACCCUGCCUCAAAGAGUCCCCUGUCCUGGAGGCAGAGCUUUGUAGCCUGUCUUGGUUAACGACUUGGGCCAUCUGACCACUCCCUCUUCUGUGCCUUGUCUGAGGUCCUUGUCCAUCCCUGAUUCCAGGCAGCUUCUCUCUCUGGGUUGGGUCAUCUUAAUCGGGGAAACUGAAGCCAUUACUCUCCAAGCCCUGUUUCAUCUUCCCAAGUAUGUCGGAAAGCUGGCAGCAGCCGCCACAGACACAACCGCAGCAGCCACAGCCACCGCAGCCUCAGCACCAUGCAGAACCACCACCAGCCCUUGCUGAGCACACGCUGCCCCCAGGCACGGCCGAGAACCCCCUGGGCUGUGCCGUCUAUGGCAUCCUCCUGCAGCCUGACCCUGGCCUGCAGCCCCCACAGCAUGAGCCCCUGCAGGCAGCAGGUGAGCCAGGACCCAAGUGUGGUGUGUGCGGUCAUGACCUGGCACACCUGUCCAGCCCACACGAGCACCAGUGCCUGGCGGGCCAUGACCGCUCCUUCCAGUGCACACAGUGUCUCAAGAUAUUCCACCAGGCUACUGACCUGCUGGAGCACCAGUGUGUGCAGGUCGAGCAGAAGCCUUUUGUCUGUGGCGUCUGCAAGAUGGGUUUCUCACUGCUCACCUCGCUGGCUCAGCACCACAGUGCGCACAGUGGCACCAGCGGCCUCGUGAAAUGUUCCAUAUGCGAGAAGACCUACAAGCCUGCAGAGGCCACUGAGCCAGCAGCCACUGCUGCCCCCUCGCUGCCCCCAGCGGCCCCACCACCCGCUGUUGCCCCUGCUGAGCAGGUCGACAAGCCCUACAGCUGCCCGGUCUGCCAGAAGCCCUUCAAGCACUUGUCGGAGCUGUCACGGCAUGAGCGAAUCCACACGGGUGAGAAGCCCUAUAAGUGCACGCUGUGUGACAAGAGUUUCAGCCAGUCGUCACACCUGGUGCACCACAAGCGCACACACAGCUCAGAGCGGCCCUACAAGUGUGCGGUCUGCGAGAAGACCUUCAAGCACCGCUCGCACCUGGUGCGCCACAUGUACGCGCACUCAGGUGAGCACCACCUGUUCCGCUGCAACGUGUGCGAGCUACAUUUCAAGGAGUCGUCGGAGCUGCUGCAGCACCCGUGCACGCCCAGCGGUGAGCGGCCAUUCCGCUGUGGUGAGUGCCAGAAGGCCUUCAAGCGACCCUCGGACCUGCGACAGCACGAGCGCACACACAGCGCCGAGCGGCCCUUCAAGUGUGACCUGUGUCCUAUGGGCUUCAAGCAGCAGUACGCGCUGAUGCGGCACCGGCGCACGCACAAGACCGAGGAGCCCUUCAAGUGCGGCCUGUGCGAGAAGGGCUUCGGUCAGCCCAGCCACCUGCUCUACCACCAGCACGUGCACACCCUCGAGACCCUCUUCAAGUGCCCCGUGUGCCAAAAGGGCUUCGACCAGUCUGCUGAGCUGCUGAGGCACAAGUGCCUGCCGGGCGCAACUGAGCGACCCUUUAAGUGCCCAGUGUGCAACAAGGCCUACAAGCGGGCAUCGGCCCUGCAGAAGCACCAGCUGGCCCACUGCUCUCCAGCCGAGAAGCCCCUGCGCUGCACCCUGUGUGAGCGCCGCUUCUUCUCAUCCUCGGAGUUCGUGCAGCACCACUGCGACCCAGCCCGCGACAAGCCGCUCAAAUGUCCAGACUGCGAAAAGCGCUUCAAGUAUGCAUCAGACCUGCAGCGGCACCGGCGCGUGCACACCGGCGAGAAGCCCUACAAGUGCCCCAGUUGUGACAAGGCCUUCAAGCAGCGUGAGCAUCUCAAUAAGCACCAGGGUGUGCACGCUCGUGAGCAGCAGUUCAAGUGUGUAUGGUGUGGAGAGCGGUUCCUGGAUGUUGCCCUCCUGCAGGAGCAUAGCGCGCAGCAUAGUGCCGCUGCUGCCGCUGCGGAGGGCGCCUAUCAGGUAGCAGCCUGCCUGCCCUGAGUCCCUGAGUGGCCCCCACCAGGCCAGUCCUAGCCUCCUUGAACGGAGGUCCCCCCUCCCAGUUCCAUGUUCAAAGGCUCUAGGCAUGAGGACAGAAGAACACUGGGCAGGUGGAGGGGCCUGGCUCUUCUGGUACCUGCCUGGAGUUGGGGGAGCCAGUUUGCUGUGGCUGGUCCUGAUUCCACAAACCUCUUUCCCAUUAUAAGAUUCAUUUUUCUUGAGAGCCAUCAGCCUCCCUUGUCUUUGGGGGCAUGGAACCAGACUAGAAGUCAGGUGGCCUCUCUCUACCCCAAGGAGGGGUUGGUGCCAGCCCAACCUUCCCAACCAAACAUUUUAGUCUAAUUAGAAACCAGAUGGUUAGGAAAGAGGACUGUCAUGGUAGGGCCUGGGGGAAGGGCUGGACUCCAGAGGUGGGCUAGGUGUAGGGCAUCCCCCUUCAAGUUGCUGUUUGAGGGAGAAGGCCAGCUUCGUGAUGUAGUCUUGGGGACCAGGAGGGCACACCAUGAGCCACAUGUCUCUCUGUCUGUUCCAGGUUUCUGACAGGUGUGACUAUAAGAGGGCUGCACAUCUGUGGGCUGGGUCUGCCCAGUAAGCAAUUGGCCUAGCCAGAAGGGAGGAGGCUGAGAAGUAAUCCAGAGAGAACACUCAGCCAGGGACAGUGCCCAGGCCAGUGCCAUCCAAGGGAAAGGCAGAAAGGCAGCCUUUGCAUGGAGGUCUAAUCCUGAUAUUUUGAAAGCACCCCUCCCACCUUUGCAGUGUGGUUCCAAGCUCUGGUGGGGAAUGUGCUGUCAGCCAUACAGAACUGCUGAUGUGAAGAGGGGAUUGUUAGACCUCCUGGUGCCCAGGAGGAAGCAGGGCCAAGCCCAUGAUCUUCCCAGUGGUUGUGAACAAAUGUUCUCCCUCUUGAAUUGUGUGAACCAAAGUGUCAAGGGUGUGGCCUCAGUCGGCUCCCAAUCCUGCUUCAGGGCCAUGACCAGGCUCAUGUAUCCAGGGUAGAGCAGGUGAAAGGACUAUGUGAUUGGCCUUUGAUGGCACAGAGCCCUGCUAGCCCAUGGGAGCCCUCCCCCGUCAGGCUCACUGCUGGCCUGGACCCAGCCAUCUUGCACUGCCCAGAUGCCCUGGACAACAUCCAGCUACUUCCAAGGCCAGAGAGUUUUCCCUUGGGUCCUCCUAGCAUCCUUCUUGUCUCUGGCUGUCCACAGGGCUGGUCGACCUGAGGUGAUGGCAUGGGGAACGGGUCAGGGAAGAGGGUUGUUAAGGAACUCAGUAGGUAGAUAGAGUCCACUGAUAUCACUGGAUGUCCCAGGCCCUUGGGAAGUCCAGAGGACCUUUAUUAUCAAAGUGAUUAUUUUGACCCUAGCUCUGUCCCUGCCCUCUUCCAGUCCCCUUCCCUGGUCAUAGAACUUAAAAGACUUUAAUCAGUGCACCAAGGACCCAGAGGAGCAGGGAGUCCCACCGUCUCCCACUCUCCCCUUAAGAGUCUGAAAAGAGCACAUCCACCUCCUCCAUCUGACCGGGUUCCCUUCAUGUGGGGCUGGAUUUUCAGUGCCUCGAAGACAUUGAACCGAGGCUGACAACAGUCCCAACUGCUAAUUUUUUCUUUUUCUUUUGCUUUCUAAAAGCAGUUGUUAUACUAUUCAUACCAUUGUAUAGUUUAAUUUCAUGCCAUUUUGGAUAUUAUAUAAAAAUGUGAGAAUUUGGAUUUUUAAAAAGAAUGACUCCAUUUUAGA
Molossus molossus (Pallas's mastiff bat) is the source of this 3734-nucleotide messenger RNA. It is a transcript of the gene ZNF319, whose product is annotated as zinc finger protein 319. Lineage: Eukaryota; Metazoa; Chordata; Mammalia; Chiroptera; Molossidae. The record is from RefSeq and is a predicted model, not a curated record. The coding region runs from base 247 to 2004 and encodes 585 amino acids. The transcript has a single exon.